Molecule: messenger RNA, 2163 nt
Organism: Talaromyces stipitatus ATCC 10500
Lineage: Eukaryota; Fungi; Ascomycota; Eurotiomycetes; Eurotiales; Trichocomaceae
Product: dihydroxy-acetone synthase, putative
Exons: 5
Coding region: 1-2163 (720 amino acids)
Biological process (GO): pentose-phosphate shunt
Cellular component (GO): cytosol
Molecular function (GO): transketolase activity
Source: RefSeq, a predicted model, not a curated record
AUGGCAGCAGUAAUCACAAAUGGGGCUGCGACGAAUAGCAUUGCCCCUUUUCAUUCAUCUCCGGUUCAAGAUCAAAAGAAGAUUGACCAGGCCUUGAGAACUUUCCGAUGUUUGAUUGCAGAUUUAUGCGAACAGUUCAAUGGAGGCCACCCAGGUGGUGCAAUGGGCAUGGCCGCGAUUGGCAUCGCUCUCUGGAAAUACACCAUGAAAUACUCCCCAACAAAUCCUAACUACUUCAACCGUGAUCGCUUCGUUCUCUCAAAUGGCCACACAUGCUUAUUCCAAUAUACGUUCCUUCAUUUGGUCGGCUACCCUGCGAUGGCAAUGGAACAACUAAAAUCGUACCAUUCGGCUUGUACUAAUUCGAUAUGCCCCGGUCACCCGGAAAUCGAGCACGAUGGAAUUGAAGUCACCACUGGGCCACUGGGACAAGGAAUUGCGAAUGCCGUAGGACUAGCAAUGGCAACAAAGCAUCUUGGAGCUCGUUAUAACAGACCUGGAUUUGAAAUUGUUAACAAUAUGACUUGGUGCAUGAUUGGUGAUGCAUGUCUUCAAGAAGGCGUAGCGUUGGAAGCUAUCCAGCUUGCUGGACACUGGAAGUUGAAUAACUUAGUUGUCAUUUAUGACAACAACCAGAUUACCUGCGACGGCAGCGUGGAUCUCUGCAAUACAGAAGAUAUCAACGCAAAAAUGCGAGCAUGUGGUUGGGACGUCAUCGAAGUCGACGACGGCUGCUACGAUGUCCCUGCGCUCGUUGCGGCUCUAGCACAGGCCCGAUCCAACAACAUAAAGCCAACAUUCAUUAAUGUCCACACACUCAUCGGUAUUGGGAGUAAAGUCGCUGGUGAUGCUAAGGCUCACGGUGUGGCAUUCGGAGCGGAGGAUGUUGCGUCCAUCAAGACGAGAUUCGGCAUGGACCCAGAGCAGCACUUUAUCGUGCAAGAUGAGGUUUAUGAUUUCUUCCGUGAUGCGGUACCAAGAGGCGAAACCUUUGAAAAUGACUGGAAGCAAUUGCUCGAGCAAUAUGCGAAGGAGUACCCUGAAAUGCAUCAAGAGUUCUCGCUGAGAGUACAAGGAAAGAUGACUGAUGAUUGGACUAAGAUCCUACCCUCAAAAGAAGAGUUUCCUACCAUCCCUACAGCAUCUCGAAAGUCUGCGGGGCUCUGCUGUAACCCGCUGGCUUCGAAGUUGCACAAUAUGAUGGUGGGAACUGCUGAUUUGACGCCUUCGGUUAAUAUGGCUUGGAAGGGGAAAGUUGACUUUCAAAAUCCUGAUUUGAAGACAACCUGUGGUAUUAAUGGAGACUACAGCGGACGUUAUAUCCAUUGGGGUAUCAGGGAACAUGCCAUGGCCGCGAUCUCCAAUGGAUUGGCAGCCUUCAACAAAGGAACAAUCCUCCCGGUCACCUCUACAUUCUUUAUGUUCUAUAUCUAUGCCGCUCCAGGUGUCCGAAUGGGUGCCCUACAAGGCCUCCAACAAAUCCACAUUGCCACUCACGAUUCGAUUGGUACAGGUGAAGACGGCCCUACGCACCAGCCUAUUGCUCUGGCAGUCUUGUAUAGGGCAAUGCCUGACAUCCUUUAUAUCCGUCCAUGUGACAGCGAAGAGACUGCCGGAGCUUUCAUUUCGGCUCUCAAAGCAACAUCCUCCCCAACGAUCAUUUCACUUUCUCGCCAAAACCUAGAACAAUAUCCACAUUACUCGUGCAGAGAAAAGGCACAAAAGGGCGCAUAUGUCUUUGUCGAAGAAGAAGAUGCUGAUGUGACAUUGCUCGGUGUCGGUGCCGAGAUGGUAUUCGCUAUGCGUACACGGCAUCUUCUGCAGGAAAAGUUUCAGAUCAAAGCUCGCGUCGUCAGCUUCCCGUGCCAAAAACUUUUUGAAAGCCAGAGCAUCGAAUAUAAGAGGAGUGUACUGAAAUAUCAGUCGAUCCCACGUGUGGUCAUUGAGGCCUACGCUGUGAAUGGAUGGGAACGCUAUGCUGAUGCAGGAUUCUCCAUGUCUUCUUUUGGACAUUCUUUGCCUGGUGCAGCGGCAUACAAAUAUUUCGGAUUCGAUGAGCAAAUUAUUGCUCCUGAAGUGGCCAAACUUGUGGGUGAUGUCAAACUGAAUGGUCUUGAUUCUUUGCGGGGAGAAUUCAGGGAUCUGAACCCAAUCCACCACUAG